AUCUUUGAGUACGCAGAUGGCCCCAACACGCAGGUGAUGAGUGCUGAGGAACAAGCCUUCCGCUUCUCCGCCAACAUCAUUAACAGGAACAGAACUUUGUUGCCCAACACAACCCUAACCUAUGACAUCCAGAGGAUACACUUCCACGACAGCUUUGAAGCAACUAAGAAAGCCUGUGACCAGCUCGCUCUGGGGGUUGUUGCAAUAUUUGGACCUUCCCAAGGCUCUUGCACCAAUGCUGUCCAGUCUAUCUGCAAUGCCCUGGAAGUCCCCCACAUACAGCUCCGAUGGAAGCAUCACCCUUUGGAUAACAAGGACACUUUCUAUGUCAACCUGUAUCCUGACUAUGCUUCCCUGAGCCAUGCCAUCCUGGACCUCGUGCAGUACUUGAAGUGGAGGUCAGCCACAGUGGUGUACGAUGACAGCACAGGCCUCAUACGGCUGCAGGAGCUCAUCAUGGCCCCGUCCCGCUACAACAUCCGCCUGAAGAUCCGCCAGCUCCCGCUGGACACUGACGACGCCCGGCCGCUACUCAAGGAGAUGAAGCGGGGCAGGGAAUUUCGCAUCAUCUUUGACUGCAGCCACCUGAUGGCAGCUCAGAUCCUCAAGCAGGCUAUGGCAAUGGGGAUGAUGACAGAAUAUUACCACUUCAUCUUCACAACUCUGGAUCUUUAUGCAUUAGACCUAGAACCAUAUCGCUACUCUGGGGUGAACCUGACCGGCUUCCGGAUCCUCAACGUGGAGAACCCACACGUGUCCUCCAUCAUUGAGAAGUGGUCCAUGGAGCGGCUGCAGUCAGCACCCAAGGCAGAGCUGGGGCUCCUUGAUGGUGUGAUGAUGACAGACGCUGCCCUGUUGUACGACGCGGUGCACGUGGUGUCCGUGUGCUACCAGCGUGCGCCGCAGAUGACUGUGAACUCCCUGCAGUGCCACCGCCACAAGGCCUGGAGGUUCGGCGGCCGCUUCAUGAACUUCAUUAAAGAGGCCCAGUGGGAAGGAUUAACUGGACGCAUUGUCUUUAAUAAAACCAGUGGUUUACGGACGGAUUUUGAUUUGGAUAUCAUCAGUCUCAAAGAAGAUGGCCUUGAAAAGGUUGGAGCAUGGAGCCCCUCUGAUGGUUUGAACAUCACAGAAAUCUCCAAAGGACGAGGGCCCAACGUCACGGACUCGCUGAGCAACAGAUCUCUGAUUGUCACCACCGUGCUGGAGGAGCCCUUUGUCAUGUUCCGUAAGUCCGACACCGCCCUGUUUGGGAAUGACCGCUUUGAGGGCUACUGCAUAGACCUCCUGAAGGAGCUGGCCAUCAUCCUGGGCUUCUCCUACGAGAUCCGUCUGGUGGAGGAUGGCAAAUACGGGGCACAGGAUGAGAAGGGGCAGUGGAAUGGCAUGAUCAAGGAGCUCAUCGACCAUAAAGCUGACCUGGCUGUGGCUCCUCUGACCAUCACUCAUGUCCGGGAGAAAGCCAUCGACUUCUCCAAGCCCUUCAUGACCCUGGGGGUCAGCAUCCUGUACAGGAAGCCCAACGGGACCAACCCCAGCGUGUUCUCCUUCCUCAACCCUCUCUCUCCCGACAUCUGGAUGUACAUUCUCCUUGCCUACCUGGGGGUCAGCUGUGUGCUCUUUGUCAUAGCCAGGUUCAGCCCCUAUGAGUGGUACGACGCCCACCCCUGCAACCCGGGCUCGGACAUUGUGGAGAACAACUUCACCCUCUUGAACAGCUUCUGGUUUGGGAUGGGAGCGCUGAUGCAGCAAGGCUCGGAGCUGAUGCCCAAAGCCCUGUCUACACGGAUCAUUGGUGGCAUAUGGUGGUUCUUCACCCUAAUUAUCAUCUCGUCCUACACGGCCAACCUCGCGGCCUUCCUGACAGUGGAGAGGAUGGAAUCCCCCAUCGACUCGGCAGAUGACUUGGCAAAGCAGACAAAAAUAGAGUAUGGAGCAGUAAAGGAUGGAGCUACCAUGACCUUCUUCAAGAAAUCAAAAAUUUCCACAUUUGAAAAAAUGUGGGCUUUCAUGAGCAGCAAACCCACAGCACUGGUUAAAAACAACGAGGAGGGGAUCCAGAGAACCCUGACAGCUGAUUACGCACUGCUGAUGGAGUCCACCACCAUCGAGUACAUCACCCAGAGGAACUGCAACCUCACCCAGAUCGGGGGGCUCAUCGACACCAAAGGCUAUGGGAUUGGGACGCCCAUGGGGUCACCGUACAGGGACAAGAUCACCAUCGCCAUCCUGCAGCUCCAGGAGGAGGACAAGCUCCACGUCAUGAAGGAGAAGUGGUGGCGGGGGAAUGGCUGCCCUGAGGAUGAGAACAAGGAGGCCAGUGCCCUAGGCAUCCAGAACAUUGGAGGGAUCUUCAUUGUCCUGGCAGCAGGCCUGGUGCUGUCCGUCUUCGUGGCCAUGGUGGAAUUCAUCUACAAGCUGCGCAAAACGGCGGAGCGCGAGCAGCGCUCCUUCUGCAGCGCCAUGGCUGACGAGAUCCGGCUGUCGCUCACCUGCCAGCGCCGGGUCAAGCACAAGCCCCAGACCCCUGUGAUGGUGAAGACGGAUGCGGUGAUCAACAUGCACACCUUCAAUGACCGACGGCUGCCCGGCAAGGACAACAUGACCUGUAACACCGGAUUGGCACCUGUGUUUCCCUAGGGAAUGGCAGUGGGGGGGGUGGGAGGGAAGGAAUUGCGGCAGACAAGGCUGGAUGCACCCUUAACUAGGGAAGAAUGGAUUAAACAAAUGAGAAAAAAAAAGAAAAAAAAAAAAAGCCUGGUUUGUUCAUUUCAAGAACAAGGCCUUUGCAACCCAGCUGAAUCCAUCACCGCAGUGGAGCCAGAACUUCCAACCACGGACAGUAACGUGGGUCUUGGGGCUUUUUGCAUUUGUUUUGUUACUUUUCAUUCCUUUUUUUUUAAUGCUUCGAUCCUCCAGGCCUCAUGGAGUCCAACCACAGGAGUCUGAUGUUUACACACCGAAAACACGUGGAGGUGAAGCAGAAUUGAGCCAACCCCAAGUGGUUGAGGAGGAGCCCCAAGUGUGGCUCCAUCAGCAAGGCAAUAAACAGGAACACUGGGUCAGGUGUGAGCACCUGAUCCACACCCACACACAGAGCACAUUUUGGAUACACUGCCUGGAAAAGAGAGAGGUACCUGGGAAGCAGCGGGAUGGUUGAGGCCAUGCCUGUCCUCAGAGCAGCUCGUGGUGGUCCUCACUCGCGGCUGUGCUGGCUGCAGCUAUGCGGAGCGCGAUGUCCACGUGGGAGUGCGGUGGCAGAAGGUGACACAUGUUCCUCAGCAGAUCCAGGGCGCUGGGAAGGGGAAGGUGAGUCUGAAAUGGAGCCAAGCUGUGGGCCAGGAAGGGCACAGCAUGACAUGCACAGGACCUUCUGCACCUCCGAGUGACAGCACCCACACUCCCCGUGCCAAGCCCCAGCCUGAGCCCCAAGGCUGAUCUCCAGGUCCUCAGCUCUGUCUCUGCUUUUCCUGCAAAGCUCAGUCUCUCCUGCAGUGAAGCAUGGGAAGCAACCAGGUCCACAGGCUUCAGCAGGAGCAAAGCUGCUUCCAAGAGCCAGAAGUACCAAUCUCCAUGAAAUUCAGCAGUGCUGAACUGCAACUCCACACUGGGAAGGGACUGUGGGCCUGGUUUAGGACUAAGUGCUCUCAAUGGCAUCAAGGACCUGAAGGAUUAAUCUCAGCCAAGGCUGACCUGGGAGGAGCAGAGCCAAGCCUGCUCUGACCACAAACUGCCACCCCUCAGGCAGCCUCUCUGUGAGAUUUAAGCAAACACACACUAAAAUGUUUUGAGGAAAUCUUCCAUGAAUUGUUUUCUUAUUUUCAGGUUGCUUAACCCAGAAAGUUGGUCCUGCAGAUGAAUUUAGGCAGAAUUACCAAAGAACCCUCUGCUGACCUAAGGUGAACAUCUGGAAUUACUGGUGCACUGCCAGCCAGGUCAAACCCUGCAGAUGAACCUUUUCCUUCCAUCCCUACACCCCUAAAUCAGCCACGAGCUACAGACAAAUUCCUGCGUCUACAAAUUCCUGCAUCCAUGAUGGCUUUGUGUUAAAGUUUUGAUCGUUGGAACGUUUGACAUCCAAGAAGGGAAUGUUCUGCAGCCCCCAAAACAAUUCAGAGGAGCUGCAGGGACCCCAGCCCGGCGUGGACCCUUCCCCCUGGCUCCCGCUCACUGUGACCUGAGUGGACAAUGUCAGCCCUCAGCCUUCCUGCGGGGCCAGGGGCAGCUCACCCAGGAGAGCUCCCAGAGCCUCUCUUAUGCCUCCCUGUGUGCUUCUGGCCCCGAAGUCCAAAGCCAUGUGUGUUCAUGCCUGAGGAGGAGCAGCCAGCCCAACGCCUCACAGCCCCGUGUUGGGAGACUUGGGAGGGACAGACCUGAUGACAAAGCCUCAAAGCCUUCAUAAGCGCAUCUGUGACCUGGUUGGGACUAGUGACAACUCACAUCUGAAUUCAUCUGACUUCCAACGCUGUUCGACUCAGUUCUUUUCGUCCCUUGGGCAGAGGGGCUAGAAAACUGAGGAGGAAAUACAGAAAAAGCAGGUUUGGGUUAUUAAACUGUAUCUAAACUGUUGUCACCUCGUCUCACUGUCCCCUUAGCACUUGCUUUUUUCCUCCAACUCUCCUGUGAGGCAGAGCAGGGACAACCAGCAGCUUCCCUGGGGUGGAUUUUCUGUUUGGAGUCAACCAACAGCACGUGUCAGGUCUGAUGCCAAGGGGACAGACCCACAGAGAGGUGGAAUAUGCAAAGAGGAGCCAGCUCCAGGUCUGGGCACCCACUGCUCCACCUCGGUGCUGGGAGCAGGACUUGGCUGGCUGCCGAGCAGAGGCUCUCUGGGCAGGUCACAGCAAAGGGACAUGUUGGAUCCUUGGUGGCUUCACCUGGUGUUCACCCCAGCACCCAGUGCCCAUGGGGUACAACAAUCCCCAGAGCACUCCAAGCUGGCAGGGCAGGGGCGUUCCCAGGCGUUGGCAUCAUGAGCCCUCUGCUCUGUACCUUACUUUGACAUGUUUAUCAAAAAAAAAAAAAAAAAAAGAAAAAGAAAAAAAAAAUUUAAAAAACACCAGAAAAUAGUGGGAAAAAGGAAAAAAUAGUCUCCGUGACAUUCAGGGGAUUUUCCUUUGUG
Molecule: messenger RNA, 5122 nt
Organism: Cyanistes caeruleus (blue tit)
Lineage: Eukaryota; Metazoa; Chordata; Aves; Passeriformes; Paridae
Source: RefSeq, a predicted model, not a curated record